This is a messenger RNA of Pelagomonas calceolata, 1278 nucleotides long. NCBI's taxonomy places the organism in Eukaryota, Pelagophyceae, Pelagomonadales, Pelagomonadaceae. The record is from the annotation of a GenBank genome assembly.
GCCCGUUUCACAAGGCUGAUUUUUUUAUCACCGCUGUACCGCGACGCUCGGCAGUUUCACAGCACAUAAAGCCGUCCGUGGCGCAGCAGACAGCGACACCGCCGCGUACAGCAGCAGACGCGACACCGCUGGACGCUCUAGGCGCCGUAAACAGCGGAACAGCAACAGCUCCCUUCGCAGCCCUGAAACGCACCCGCGCCGCGACAGACGCCGCCGCCGGACGCCGUCCCAGCUCGCCGCCGCCGCCACCGCCGCAUCACACAAAAAAACAACCAUGGCCCUCGGCCAGCUCGCCCGCCGCGAGGGCGACGUCACGUUUACCAAAAACAACGCAAGAGGCAAGGCCAGCCUCACGCCGGGGACACGCUCCUUGCAACGCCAGCAGGCCGUCGCCCGCAAGCUCGCGACGAAAUCACAAAAGGCGCAGCGCGGCGGCGUGCUACCUUUGCACGAAAGGCCGGCUUCACCGUGCUCCGUGAUUAUGGAGGCUGAUAUGGAGACGGUGGGCCAGACCGCUUUGAAGGGCGCGCGCGUCGCCCUGCACGGCGCGAAAGUAGCGGGCGGCUACGGCAUCUCGACGGCGCGGGUCGCUGGAUCCUACUCGCUCAUCGCGUCGAAAGCUUUGUAUGCCAUGGCGGCGACGCUCUGGGCGUCGCUGGCCGUCGCGUGUGCCGUGCUCGUGGGCGGCAUGUGCUUCCUCGUCUCGACGCUCUUCGAGAUGUCGCGGCGCGUCAAAGUAGCUUCUCGCGGUUUCGUGAAGGUCGCGCAGUUCACGACUCGUUCCGUGAAGCUCUCGAUCCAAGCUUCCUCGUACGCGGGCCGCGUCGUUGUUGCAAUGUGGACGCGAAUCACAGCCGGUUGUUCGCGGGGCUUCGAAGCUUCUUUAGCGCUCUUCGUCGUCGUCUCCGGCCUGUGCCUCGAGGCCUUCUUGAGAGCUCGAACGGCGGGCGCGGCGCGGGCCGCGCCCUUCCUGCGCAAGCACGCGCCGAUGGCGGCCGACAUGCUCUUCGAGAGUCCGAAGAAGAACGACGACUGCGAGGAGGCGUUGUUGUUGGACCUGUCUCCAUCUGGGGGCUACGGCUCGACGAACGCGCGGGGCGCCGUCGACGCGACGCCCUUGCCCGCACCUCGAUGGGUCCGCGCGUCGCCUUCUUCCUCAAUCGACACGCCGUCGGCGACGCCCGCGCUGCGGCGCCUGGCGUCCCAGUGGGUCGGCGCUACUCCCGAAUCGGCCUGAGUACGGAACUCCCUCCUCCCCGCUUGUCAAGUAAGCCUCCU